Molecule: messenger RNA, 6866 nt
Organism: Myodes glareolus (Bank vole)
Lineage: Eukaryota; Metazoa; Chordata; Mammalia; Rodentia; Cricetidae
Gene: Srgap2
Product: SLIT-ROBO Rho GTPase activating protein 2
Biological process (GO): signal transduction
Molecular function (GO): protein binding
Source: RefSeq, a predicted model, not a curated record
GCUAGCGCUUGCCACGCCUCUAAGUUUCGUCAGCCCCGCCCCUACUCCGGGCUUCUAGGGAUCACUUAUUCCUAUUGGCUAGAGGCCCCAUCGGUCGAUAGAAAGCGGGUGGUGAUUGGCAAGGGGGUGGGCUCUGCUUCCCGGCGGGGUCUUGCGGAGUUGGCGGAGUCUCCUUAGGGAACUGGGGGGCCGAACUGCGUAGAAGAGGGUGGCGGGGAGGAGAGCGCUAAGUGGGAAGCGGAACCCGGGGCCUGAGACCCGUCGCGGCAGAGCCAGGCUAGUGAACCGGAGCAAACGACUUCCGAUCCACUCCGCGCUGCAGCGGCACCCUUUUGGGAUUUGAUUUGCAGCAUCUCUGAGCUGGUACCACAAAAAAACCCGCGAAGCACGCCUAGCCCUCCCCUGGCACCCCGAGACAAACCCACUCCCUCCCGGGGACACAGUUGGGCGCGUCCACACCCCCGCAUCCAUACACCAUGUUGUGCGGAAGGACUUCCACUCCCCGCCUCUGUCGUUGAUGUCAGACCCCAGGCCAGCCUCAGGGCGCUGCAGUUCUCCAGGCUGAGGCUGCGGCUGUGGCUAGGGCUUUAGUACACAAGCCAGCCGCCGCCGCCCCCCUCCCCGCCGGCCUCAGCGCCCACAGCCUGCAUGUGUGUGCGGUAGCCGGCUGCCCAUCCUGCCGUCCGUGUUACCCCGGAGCUCUGGAGACCACCGCGGGGGCUUUCUCUGCCCGUGGGAGAAGUGGCCUUGGAGGAAUUGAUUUCGGUGGUUGGAUUUUUCUCGUGGAUCUAUCAAGUCACAAUUCGAAUUUGGAAGAAAGAAGGAAAACAUGACGUCUCCAGCCAAAUUCAAAAAGGAUAAGGAGAUCAUCGCAGAGUACGAUACUCAGGUCAAAGAGAUCCGGGCCCAGCUCACAGAGCAGAUGAAAUGCUUAGACCAGCAGUGUGAACUCCGGGUGCAGCUGUUGCAGGACCUGCAAGACUUCUUCCGCAAGAAGGCUGAGAUUGAAAUGGACUACUCUCGAAACCUGGAGAAGCUAGCCGAGCGCUUUCUAGCCAAGACACGAAGUACCAAGGACCAGCAAUUUAAGAAAGACCAGAAUGUCCUCUCUCCAGUAAACUGCUGGAACCUCCUCUUAAACCAGGUGAAGCGGGAGAGCAGGGAUCAUACCACCCUGAGUGACAUCUACCUGAAUAAUAUAAUUCCUCGAUUUGUUCAAGUCAGCGAGGACUCAGGAAGACUCUUUAAAAAGAGUAAAGAAGUUGGCCAACAGCUCCAAGAUGAUUUGAUGAAGGUUCUGAACGAGCUUUAUUCGGUCAUGAAAACAUAUCACAUGUACAAUGCCGACAGUAUCAGUGCUCAGAGCAAACUAAAGGAAGCAGAGAAACAAGAAGAGAAACAAAUUGGUAAAUCAGUGAAGCAAGAGGACCGGCAAACCCCCCGCUCCCCUGAUUCCACUGCCAAUGUCCGCAUUGAGGAGAAACAUGUCCGGAGGAGCUCAGUGAAGAAGAUUGAGAAGAUGAAGGAGAAGCGACAAGCCAAGUACACAGAGAAUAAGCUGAAGGCUAUUAAAGCCCGGAAUGAGUACUUACUGGCUUUGGAGGCAACCAAUGCUUCUGUCUUCAAGUACUACAUCCAUGACCUGUCUGAUAUUAUUGAUCAGUGCUGUGACCUAGGCUACCAUGCUAGCCUGAACCGGGCCCUGCGUACUUUCUUGUCUGCUGAAUUAAAUCUGGAACAAUCAAAACACGAGGGUCUGGAUGCUAUUGAAAAUGCAGUAGAAAACCUAGAUGCCACCAGUGACAAACAGCGACUCAUGGAGAUGUACAACAAUGUUUUCUGUCCCCCUAUGAAAUUUGAAUUCCAGCCCCACAUGGGAGAUAUGGCCUCUCAGCUCUGUGCCCAGCAGCCUGUCCAGAGUGAGCUGGUGCAGAGAUGCCAGCAACUGCAGUCUCGCUUAUCCACUUUGAAGAUUGAGAAUGAAGAGGUGAAAAAAACAAUGGAGGCUACCCUGCAGACCAUUCAAGACAUUGUGACUGUUGAGGAUUUUGAUGUGUCUGACUGCUUCCAGUACAGCAAUUCUAUGGAGUCUGUCAAAUCAACAGUCUCAGAAACUUUCAUGAGCAAGCCCAGCAUUGCUAAGAGGAGAGCUAACCAGCAAGAGACGGAGCAGUUUUAUUUCACAAAAAUGAAGGAGUACUUGGAGGGUAGGAACCUGAUCACCAAGUUACAAGCCAAGCAUGACCUCCUGCAGAAAACCCUGGGAGAAAGUCAGCGGACAGAUUGUAGCCUUGCCAGGCGUAGCUCAACCGUGAGGAAACAGGAUUCCAGCCAGGCAAUUCCUCUGGUGGUAGAAAGCUGCAUUCGGUUUAUUAGCAGACAUGGCCUACAACAUGAGGGAAUUUUCCGGGUGUCUGGAUCACAAGUGGAAGUGAAUGACAUCAAAAAUGCCUUUGAGAGAGGAGAGGACCCUCUGGCUGGGGACCAGAAUGACCAUGACAUGGAUUCCAUAGCUGGUGUCCUCAAGCUUUACUUCCGGGGGCUGGAACAACCGCUCUUUCCCAAGGACAUCUUCCAUGACUUGAUUGCCUGUGUCACAAUGGACAAUCUGCAAGAGAGAGCUGUGCAUAUCCGGAAAGUCCUGGUCCUGCCCAAACCCACUCUGAUUAUCAUGAGAUACCUCUUUGCCUUCCUCAAUCACUUAUCACAGUUCAGUGACGAGAACAUGAUGGACCCCUACAACCUUGCCAUCUGCUUCGGGCCCUCACUGAUGUCAGUGCCAGAGGGCCACGACCAGGUGUCCUGUCAAGCACACGUGAAUGAACUGAUUAAAACCAUCAUCAUCCAACAUGAGAACAUCUUCCCAAGUCCCAGGGAGCUGGAGGGCCCCAUCUACAGCAGAGGAGGAAGCAUGGAGGAUUACUGUGACAGCACUCAUGGAGAGACUACCUCUGCUGAAGACUGCACCCAGGAUGUGACAGCAGAGCACCACACGAGUGAGGAUGAAUGUGAGCCCAUUGAGGCCAUUGCUAAGUUUGACUACGUAGGCCGGACAGCCCGGGAGCUAUCUUUCAAGAAGGGAGCAUCUCUGCUGCUUUACCAGCGAGCUUCUGAUGAUUGGUGGGAAGGCCGGCACAAUGGUAUAGACGGACUCAUCCCCCAUCAGUACAUCGUAGUCCAAGACACCGAGGAUGGUGUCGUGGAGAGGUCCAGCCCCAAGUCUGAGAUUGAGGUCAUGUCUGAGCCACCUGAAGAAAAGGUGACAGCCAGAACGGGGGCCAGCUGUCCCAGUGGGGGUCAUGUAGCUGAUAUUUAUCUUGCAAACAUCAACAAGCAAAGGAAGCGUCCAGAAUCUGGGAGCAUCAGAAAAGCUUUUCGGAGUGACAACCAUGGGCUGGGCAGUUCUCUGACUGACUCCUCCUCCCCGGGGGUGGGGGCUAGCUGCCGGCCAUCCUCUCAGCCCAUCAUGAGCCAGAAUCUCCCCAAGGAAGGGCCAGAUAAGUGUUCCGUCAGCAGCCAUGGGAACCUCAACUCAAUCAGCCGCCAUUCAUCCCUGAAGAACCGGCUGGACAGUCCACAGAUCCGGAAGACUGCCACUGCAGGAAGGUCUAAAAGCUUCAAUAACCAUCGACCCAUGGACCCCGAAGUCAUUGCACAGGAUAUUGAAGCAACAAUGAACUCUGCCCUGAAUGAGCUUCGAGAGUUAGAGCGGCAGAGCAGUGUUAAGCACACCCCUGAUGUGGUCCUGGACACCUUGGAACCCCUCAAGACCUCCCCAGUGGUAGCCCCCACAUCUGAGCCCUCCAGCCCCCUGCACACUCAGCUCCUCAAGGACCCUGAGCCUGCCUUCCAGCGCAGCGCCAGUACUGCUGGGGACAUUGCCUGCGCCUUCCGGCCUGUCAAGUCUGUCAAGAUGGCUGCUGCAGUCAAACCACCAGCCACACGGCCCAAACCAACUGUCUUCCCCAAAACAAAUGCCACGAGCCCUGGUGUCAAUUCAUCAGCUUCCCCACAGUCCACUGACAAGUCUUGUACUGUCUGAGGGGUAUAACUUAAUUGUUCUAGACAAGGAGACUGACUGUUAUUAAAAUCUUCCUAUUUAACUAGCUUGGAGACUUCAGUUGAAAAUUAGAUUCUAAGUUGUUCUUACAGGAAUUAGCCUUCCCAUUAUCCAAUCCUUGAGAAUGAAGCCCUUGUUACUUCUUUUCCCUUCCUAGCCCUUCCCUCUGCUUUUUGCUCUCCUCUGUUGUAAUCCAGCCAGCUACAGUACAUACUGUUCUUAGGUUAGCCAGAAACAAGUUUUCCAUGAUCAGGUUGCUAUAUCUGCCAAGGCAAGACAUGGGGACCUGGGCCUAUGUCUCUGCCCCUUCGUACCAUAGAGGAUACACUGACCAGAUGGUUGGUCGCAGUCACCUAGCUCUCGGUAGCAUCUUGUUUUGAGUACUAAUUUGAAAAAUCAUAUAUAGCCCAGUUUUCAUUUUCUAUAAAUAUAUAUUCGUGCGCAUGCACUUUCAUGCAUACACACAGAGGUUUUUCUGCUCUCUGGUCUUUGUUGUUGUGUCAUUUCACACAGAAGCCACCAGGAGUCUCUGUUGUCCUCACAACUGUUCUGUUUGGACCAGAGAAACCUGGCCUUUAAAAUCUCUCUAUCAGAAAUUUAGCAGAAUGGGGCAGUCCUGUGAUCUGAUGUGGGGUGGGGAUUGUCUUCUUCCUCUUGCCGUGAGCUGAUCACUGGUUUUCUCAUUUGCUCUGCUCCAUUCUGUAGAAGGACAGCCCAGUCUUAUUGAGGAGCUUUUAAAGAUUUUUCUGAACAUAUAGUCUUUUCUUUGGUUCCUGUCUUUGUCUUUGACACAUCAUUUUUCAUUUAAGAUGUCUUCCAGUAUAAGACAGUUUUAUAGCUAGUUCCUUUUAGAGUAAAAAGUCUUCAAGUUUUAUUGUGUUUAUGGCAGGUUUGAGAAGGGUAAGAAAUGGGUCUUUCUUCCUCCCACCUUUUUUGGCAUUAGAACUUUUAAAAUUCACUAUCCUAUUAAAGAAAUUUAAGUUGCUCUCUGCUCAUCCAAAAAUUGUUCCCAGAUUAAAACUAUUACAAGUUUACCUCCUGGCUUAGUUUUUUAUAAGGCUGUCUCUGGAGGUGUGCAGGGGCUUGGAAAACCCUCAUUCAGUCUAGAGACCCUGGACUUUGAGACUGUUUUUUGUUUGUUUGCUUACCCAAGUAAGGUCAACUAAGGGAACUUUGACCCUCCUACAGAGUCCAAAUUAUUUUUCUAAAACCAGAAUCUUAAAAAAGUAAAGAAUUGAAUGCUUUCUGUGGGACCUGCCUUUGGCAGCUUCAGAUGAGCUACCAUGGAAUGCUCUAGCCAACCUGCAAGCCUGGGGCUCGAACACCCACUCCUCUCCUCAUGCUUCCCCCAAGAGCACCAGGGCUUGGAAGUCAUCAUGGUUCAGGCCCACGCGCUCCAACAGCUCCUUGAAGCUCAGGCUCACUCUUCUCUGGUUUCUGGUUUGAAAGCUCUGCAUUUAUUUAACUUGAUUGUUUUUCUGUAGUUCAAAAGAUGGUGGGUUUCCAUUCAGGUUGGAAAAUCUGAAUGUUCUUAGCUUUGGGCUAGAAGAAAUCCUUUUGGACCAAUAUGUGCAGUUGGUAGUAGGAACUUUAGAAGGCGGUGGAUGUUUCUCUGUGUGUGAAGGAAAUGGAGCCUGAAGGAGUCACUUGAAGGAGAGUAACUUGCAACACCAGAGAGACUAGAGAGGUGAGUGAGUCAGACUGCAAGGGACACCCCUAGGUCCUUGGCCUGCCUGGUUCUCACUGCUCUUUUUACUGACCUGUCAUCUUGACCUGGGCUUGUACUGCUCCUGAGCCAAGGGGGGCUUUCAGACCUAAGGAUCUGUUUCCUUGCUGAAAUGAUCUCCCGCCCUUACAUUCCUCUUGAUCUAAGUGAUAGACACUUCCAGCCUACUCUUUAUCCUCUCUCCAGGACACUACUCUCUAAGAAGGUAAAAGUGGAGCUUCUUAAAGACCAUACUGUGGGUCUUUUCUUUUGUUCUUGCCUUCUCUUUUAGUCCUGUACAUUAUUUGUGUUUGUCAUCCCUUUGGUCGAUGUCCAUCUGCUGAUUUGCAUAAUGAACUGGACAGUGCACAAGUGGUUCCCUACUGAACCCAACUCUGGGAACCUCACUGUCUUCCUUAUCUCUGGUGCUUCUGACGCCUGUGAGAUGGUCCUGUUAAAAGGAGUAGGAACCAAUAGGAGGAGAGUCCUCCUCAGCAGAGCUCACUUCAACUGGAAUUGAGGUUGCACACUGUGAUUUUUACACCCAAAAGCCAAAAGGAGCCGGCCACUCAAGGCCUUGGGCAACUAGCCUUCCUCAGAUAGGCUUGCCCAAAACCAGCAUGAUGCUUCCAAUAGCCCUGCUCUGCCCCUCGUGGCAUGGAUCCUUUCCUUGGUGUGGACUUAAUCUUUGGGGAAGAAAAGUGGGGUGGGGCUGCCAGCAUCCCAGUUUGGAAAGUAGAGGAGUUUGCCACCAGCAGCUUAUAAACUGGAAAUGCUGGUCUCUGCCUCAGGCCACCCUUGUCUGUCCCCAAGGAGAUGAGAAAUCCUCCAGCACCAGGAUGAACAGACCACUGGAAGGGCUGGUGUGCAUGGACUUCGGUUCAGAAGAGAACGUAGAUCUUCCAGGGAACUGCAAUGUGGUGGCGUCUGAUUUGUAUGUCACAUUUGUGUAAAAUGGUCUGUUCUUUAAAAUGGUGUUGAUAACUGGAAUAUUGUAUCUAUGCUUGAAGAUGCUUUGUGUGAACCUAAGACUCACUCAGCCGAUGUUGAAUUGGGGAAAAUCCAAAGCACAACUUCAGAAUAAAAUACGUUUUUAGGUUC